This is a messenger RNA of Colletotrichum chrysophilum, 297 nucleotides long. RefSeq lists its product as uncharacterized. The coding region runs from base 1 to 297 and encodes 98 amino acids. Lineage: Eukaryota; Fungi; Ascomycota; Sordariomycetes; Glomerellales; Glomerellaceae. The transcript is spliced from 2 exons. The record is from RefSeq and is a predicted model, not a curated record.
AUGCAAGGCUUCGCCGUCGCUGCCAAGGACUGCGCCUUCUUCUACAACUCGCAUGUCGAUACCUCUCUGUACGAGGGCAUUCCAACUUCCAAUGCCAUCUGGUACUGCGAGAACGAUAUCGGCGGGAAGAUGGCCAGUGACGAAUCGAAUCUCUCCAACUCUGCUACCAACCCGGACUUCCGGUGCGGUAUCUGCCGGGGUGCUAGAAGUGGGACGAAGGAUUAUGACAUUCCCGAUAAGAUUGGCAACUACGCUGUGCGAUGCGGCUACUACGCCAAGGGCAAGUGCUCUGCUUGA